Molecule: messenger RNA, 976 nt
Organism: Bipolaris maydis ATCC 48331
Lineage: Eukaryota; Fungi; Ascomycota; Dothideomycetes; Pleosporales; Pleosporaceae
Product: 60S ribosomal protein uL30
Biological process (GO): maturation of LSU-rRNA from tricistronic rRNA transcript (SSU-rRNA, 5.8S rRNA, LSU-rRNA)
Cellular component (GO): cytosolic large ribosomal subunit
Molecular function (GO): RNA binding; structural constituent of ribosome
Source: RefSeq, a predicted model, not a curated record
AGCGUCUCGACAACACCAAGGCAGCCCACUAACCACCAGCAAAAUGGCCCGCACUUCCGUCCCCACCCACAAUGACAUUGCCGUCCCCGAGUCGGUGCUCAAGAAGCAGAAGGCUCACCAGAAGGCCACCGACUCCCAGGCUGCGGAGCUGAAGAAGAAGCGUGAGGCCAACAAGCAGAAGCGCGAGGUCAUCAAGGAGAGGGCCGCCAAGUACAACCAGGAGUACGUCAAGGCCGAGAGGGACAUCAUCGAGGCCAAGCGUGCCGCGAAGCGCGACAACUCUUUCUACGUCCCUGCCGAGGCCAAGCUCGCCUUUGUCGUCCGUAUCAAGGGUAUCAACAAGAUCGACCCCAAGAAGCGCAAGACUCUCCAGCUCCUCCGUCUCCUCCAGAUCAACAACGGUGUCUUCGUCAAGCUCACCAAGGCCACCUCUGAGAUGCUGAAGAUUGUCGAGCCCUUCGUCACCUACGGAUACCCCAACCUCAAGACCGUCCGUGAGCUUGUCUACAAGCGUGGUUACGGAAAGGUCAACAAGCAGCGCUUGCCCAUCACCGACAACGCCCUCAUCGAGGAGAAUCUCGGCAAGUACGGCAUCACCUGCAUUGAGGACAUCAUCCACGAGCUCUACACCGUCGGCCCCAACUUCAAGGCCGUCUCCAACUUCCUCUGGCCCUUCAAGCUCUCCUCGCCUACUGGUGGUUUCCGCACCCGCAAGUUCAAGCACUUCAUCGAGGGUGGUGACCUUGGUAACCGUGAGGAGUUCAUCAACCAGCUCGUCAGGCAGAUGAACUAAGUUUUUGUGCUUUUGUUCAUUGGGUGGAGUAACGGUUAGCUUCAAGACGAUACCAUGAAGAUUACGAUCAGUGGUCGCCCGCUCCUCGAAAGAGGAUGGAGGGCAGGCCGAGCCACAUGCUCUGGUUAGCUUAGACAAGUCUUCUGCAUGUCAGCUGAAGAAGGAAUUCAAAAGUUUAUUCCA